CGGGCCCGCCGAGAGCAGGCCGUGCCGGCCGGUUGGGGGCCGGAUCCCGGACCAUGGCGGCAGCGGCGGGCGCCGACGGGCGGCGCGCGGGCCUGGAGGCGGCGGCGGCGGCGGCGGCUCCAGAGCGGGGCGGUGGGAGCUGCGUGCUGUGCUGCGGGGACCUGGAGGCUACGGCGCUGGGCCGCUGCGACCACCCGGUGUGCUACCGCUGCUCCACCAAGAUGCGGGUGCUGUGUGAGCAGCGCUACUGCGCCGUUUGCCGCGAGGAGCUGCGUCAGGUGGUCUUUGGGAAAAAGCUUCCUGCCUUUGCCACAAUCCCCAUCUGCCAGCUGCAGCAUGAGAAGAAGUAUGAUAUCUACUUCGCUGAUGGAAAAGUGUUCGCUUUGUACAGGCAGCUGUUGCAGCACGAGUGCCCACGGUGCCCCGACCUGCCGCCCUUUGUCCUCUUCGGGGACCUGGAACAGCACAUGCGGAAGCAGCAUGAGCUCUUCUGUUGCAGGCUGUGCCUCAAACACCUGAAGAUCUUCACGUAUGAGCGCAAGUGGUACUCACGCAAGGACCUGGCGCGGCACCGCAUGCAGGGGGACCCGGAUGACACGUCGCACCGCGGGCACCCACUCUGCAAGUUCUGCGAUGAGCGCUACCUGGACAACGACGAGCUGCUCAAGCACCUGCGCCGUGACCACUACUUCUGCCACUUCUGCGACGCUGACGGGGCCCAGGACUACUACAGCGACUACGCGUAUCUGCGCGAGCACUUCCGGGAGAAGCACUUCCUGUGCGAGGAGGGCCGCUGCAGCGCGGAGCAGUUCACCCACGCCUUCCGCACCGACAUCGAUCUCAAGGCCCACAGGACGGCCUGCCACAGCCGCAGCCGCGCCGAGGCCCGUCAGAACCGCCAGAUCGACCUGCAGUUCAGCUACGCGCCGCGGCACUCGCGUCGGGGCGAGGGGGUCGUCAGUGGCGAGGACUAUGAGGAGGUGGACAGGUACAACCGCCAGGGCCGUGCAGGCCGGGCCAGCAGUCGUGGAGCCCAGCAGAGCCGCCGAGGAAGCUGGAGGUACAAGAGGGAAGAGGAGGACUGGGAGGUGGCAGCUGCCAUCCGGGCCUCGGUGGCCGCACAGCAGCAGGUGUGCAGGAGCGAAGAACGGGAGGAGUGCAGCAGGCCCACAGAGGAGGAGGCUGGGGCGCGGGGGCCUGAGGAGCCCCACAGCCUCUGGCGCCUGCCCCAGACUCAGGGCGAAGCCCCAGGCCCCAAGGAAGUCUUGACAGAUGGUCCCGUGAGCCAGGAGGCUCCCCCUGCACCCGGCCAAGCCACAGGGGCCGCCCUGAGCACCGUCCCACCCCCAACUUCAGAGCUCAAGGACGAAGACUUCCCCAGUCUCUGUGCCUCCACUUCCUCCUCCUGCUCCUCGGCAGCAGCCCUGGGCUCCGUGGGGCUGGCCCUGGCGUACCCUGUUCCCUCCAGGGGCAAGAGCACCUUCCAGGAGGAGGACUUCCCUGCCCUGGUGUCCUCCACCUCCAAGCCCAGCGCCGCCCCCACCAGCCUCAUUUCCGCCUGGAACAGCAGCAGCGGCACAAAGGUGGUGCGGCCCCCUGCUGGGGUCCAGGCUGCCGGUGGGGGUGUCCAGCCGCACAGGAAGGCUGCAAAGGGGGGCAGGGGCAGCAAGAAGGGCGGGCCACCCCCUGUGGAGGAGGAGGAGGAGGAGGAGGAGGACGGUCGAGCCGGCCUCACUGCCCAGGAGCUGCGGAGUGUGCCCACUACGGUCGCUGUUUCCUCCCUGCUGGCAUUGGCCUCCACCCAGACUUUCAGCAAGGUCGGCAAGAAGAAGAAGGUGGGCUCAGAGAAGCCAGGUGCCGUGUCACCAACCCCUCCACCCCCAGACAAAGAUGGGCCCCCUGGGGCUGAGCAGGCCCCCACGGCCCCCCUUGGCAGAGCUGAAGGACCAGCUGCUGUCAUCGUCAACGGACACACGGAGGGGCCCACCCUGGCUCAGAGCGCCCCCAAGGAACCUCCUGGCCUCCCUCGGCCCCUAGGGCCACUCCCCUGCCCCACAGCCCAGGACGACUUCCCAGCGCUCGGUGUCCCCUGCCCGCCGAGGACGCCCCCACCCCCAGGCUUCAACAGUGUGGUGCUUCUGAAGGGCACCCCACCCCCACCUCCACCAGGUCUGGUGCCCCCUGUCAGCAAGCCACCCCCUGGCUUCUCUGGCCUCCUACCCAGCCCCCACCCAGCCUGCGUCCCCAGCACUACCACCACCACAAAAGUGCUGAAGCCUCCUCCUCCAUCCUCAACUGCCAGAGCCAGGCUGACACCUGCACCACGGGCCUACCUGGUCCCCAAGAACUUCCGGGAGAGGAAUCUGCAGCUCAUCCAGUCCAUCAGGGGCCUCCUGCAGAGUGACGAGGUCCGCUUCAGCAAGUUCAAGAGCCACUCGGGAGAGUUCAGACAGGGCAUGAUCUCUGCAGCCCAGUAUUACAAGAGCUGCCGGGACCUGCUGGGGGAGAACUUCCAGAAGAUCUUUAAUGAGCUGCUGGUGCUCCUGCCUGACACGGCCAAGCAGCAGGAGCUGCUGUCUGCACACACAGACUUCCGGGGCCGCGAGAGGCCUCCAGGCACCAAGGCAAAGAAGAAGAAGAGUGCAUGGCAGGCAGGCCUGGACUGCUGCGUGUGCCCCACCUGCCAGCAGGUGCUUGCACAUGGUGACGUCAGCAGCCACCAGGCGCUGCAUGCUGCCCGGGACAAUGACUUCCCCUCCCUGCAAGCCAUUGCCAGGGUCCUGACGUAGCUCCUUCUGGUAUGGGCGGGGCUGCCAUACCUGCGAGCCUUUCUCCUUCCUUCUCUUGGGCUGCCAGGCAGCCAGGCAAGGCCCUGGUGAGACUGCCUACUGAGGCCCCUUGGCCAGCUGGCCCACUAGGGGUUGCCAGGAAUGCCCAAUCUACCCUCUUGGUACACUGUCAUGCAGGAGUCCAGGAGUCCUCGGGACUGGGCAGAGAUAGCCCCUGCCUCAGUGGUGGGUUGCUCUUGGUUUGUAUUCUCAUGUUUUUGGAAGAUGCCAGGAGUGGGAAGGUCCAGGGUGCCAGAACCUGUCCAUGCUGUCAGAGCCAGUGGCCACAGUGGGCUGGUCUGGGACCUCCUGAGCCGGAGGGCUGCAAUACUGUGGCCCCCCAGGCAGACAUUGUGGGUCCCCCGGAGCUGGAGUCAGAUACUGAGUGUGCUGUAUAAACAUUUCGUUGUUCCGUGAUUGAAGAAUGUUCAGGAUUAAAAGCUGACACGAAAUUGUGCUGCUUGAAGUUGAACCUUUUUACAAGAUGGGCUGCAUCUGGGAUCUCAAAUUGUCUCUGACCCUUUAUAAGACAGUUUAUCUUCAAAUAAAUUUAUUUUGCAAUAAUG
Molecule: messenger RNA, 3394 nt
Organism: Manis pentadactyla (Chinese pangolin)
Lineage: Eukaryota; Metazoa; Chordata; Mammalia; Pholidota; Manidae
Gene: ZNF598
Product: zinc finger protein 598, E3 ubiquitin ligase
Exons: 12
Coding region: 54-2789 (911 amino acids)
Biological process (GO): protein ubiquitination; rescue of stalled cytosolic ribosome
Molecular function (GO): ribosome binding; ubiquitin protein ligase activity
Source: RefSeq, a predicted model, not a curated record